CUCAGGCGGGAGGCGGAGCGGGGAGGGGCGGCCCCGCUUUGUGUAGGACUUUGGUGAGCUAAAGUAGUGCCACGGCUCAUUAUUGCCUUUGUUUUGGGUACUAAUAAAGCAGUACAGUUUUGGUUUAGCAGCGGUAGAUGGACAGUGUUGUACUGGAUGUCAGAUGUGAUUAUGUAACAUUAUGUGAUGAUCUCAUUGCCUUUUGGCUGAUUACAAAAUUGGCAGCCUGCCGUAAGGAAGAUCCGAGGACAUUUAUUACGAUAAAUAGCAGUGCUGGGUGUAUUUUUUUAAUUGUAGGUGGGGUUUUUUUCUUUGAGCAAUUCCACACUGCCACUGUAGGUCACCAGGCUGCUGCAAAGCAUUAACUUCCAAAGCCAUUGGCAUAACACAGUAGCUAUAAAGACUGUCCAUAUGAAAUAGAGCAUUUCUAAAGGAAGGCUCUGCCAUACAAGGCCAUAUUAAACAUAUGACAGCAUAAAACUUGAAAGCUGCAAAAGACUGCAUUUUUAAAUAGUAAUAAUAAAAGUUAUUUAACUCACUCUCUGUAUGAUGCUACAUCUGCUGAUGUAAACAAAAAGGAAAUGCUUUUUUCCUUGCUUGCUGUAGAACAAGAACAGGGAUGCAACCAAAAAUGGAAAGUCAGAAGGUUCAGAAAACAAAGUGUGAUAUGAAAACAGAUUUGAACUUACUGGUUGAAUGCCUUAAAUAUCAGAUGGACUGCCCUUCAUCUCAGAAAGAGGCUUUGAUUGCUAUCUAUUCCAUUUGUCAACAAAACAGUGAAGCAUGUGAAUAUUUACGAGAAAUUGGUGCUUUGGGCUUUAUAAACGAUCUUGCAAAGUCAAGUGUUCAUGGCAUAGUGAAGGAAGCAGCUUUAUUUACACUAGGAAUCAUAAUAGAGAGCAACGUUUACUGCCAACAAACUUUGUGUACUUCUGCAUUGUUUGAAGAUCUCAUUUUAUUUUUAACAAAUAAGGAUUCUGGGGUGAACUUGAAAAGAAUGUCUAUUUAUGUCAUCUUAGCACUGGUUUCAAAUAAUAAACGUGGCCAAACCUACGUCAGAGAAACAGGCUGCAUUGGUCUUCUGCUGCAGUUAUUCAGAACAGCUCUUUCCACACCUGAGCUGAAUCUGUCAGAUGAAAAUACGAAUCGCUGCCACCAGCUGUGGUCUUCAGUCUGUAGCACUCUCUGUGCCUGUGUUAACAAUCCUCAGAAUGCUCCUGUGCAGAAAUACUUUGUUUCUGUUGGAGGAUUGGAUACCUUAGCUCAAGUCCUUGUCAAGCUGGUGCAUAAUGAUUCCUGUCUGAGUCCCUCUAGCGCAAAACUUGCAAUAGUGAUAACAAAGACUCUGGAUGCCUGCAUUGCUAACAACUCUGCCAUGACUGUUGUUUUGGCGAAGUAUCGCACUGUGUCAGAGCUGCUGAACCUUCUGUCUAAUGACACUCUGGAUACAGGAGAGAAAAUGAGCAUUAUUCUCACAAUUGGGCACUGUACUGAAGUCUGUGAAGAAAACCAGUGUGAACUGCUUAAGAACAAUGGUCUUCCACUUAUGAUUCAGGUAUUAACUGAGUCUCAAGAUGAGGAGCUACACAAAGCAGCUACUUUUGUGCUGCAGAACUGCAAGAAAAUGACUGAACAAUUGUCCUUGAAAACAAAUGAGGAGUCCCUAAAUGUGAAGAAUGCAGAAGAGCUGGAGGUGGACAUGCAAAUCAGAGAAAGAAGUCAACAAAACUACUGGAAGAAAGCAAAAGACAUUCUGCACAGAAUAAACUUGAUUGAAAAAGAACACAAUGAGAUGAACAUGUUUAUGAAGGAAGGAGUGCAAGGAAGACUGCUUGACAGGACUUCAGAAGCCAGUAAUGAAGUGUCAGAAUCCCAUGAAGUGAAUCCCAGUGAUACAAAAGCACGUAUAGAAAGAACACACAAAGAAUUAUGUGGUCCACAGUUAACCUCUAAGUUGGAUGAUCGAAUUCUUGCUCUAGCUGUAAAUUCUUCUGCACUGACUGUGAAUCCAGUAAAUGCUUCUGCUAGACAAAGUAAACAGUGUGAUAUUCCACGUUCAGUUUAUGGGAUGCAGGCAGACACUGCAAUUCGAAGUCAUAGAGUAAAUGAAAAAACAGCUCGUGAAAAAAGCCAGUCUGUUCUUCAAGUAAGGAAAGGUUUACUUCAACAACCAGUGAAGGCUAUUAAACAUAUGAAACAGGCAAGCACAUCAGACCAACAUUCAUUCUACUCAGAGAUGACCAAAAAAGAAAAAAGUAAUUUGAUUACAACUGCAUCCCUUAAAAUGACAGAUUUCAUGUGUUUAGGUUGUACAACAACAGGACUGUCUUUGAAUAGCAGAACUUUUAGCAAGAUGUUGCAAACUUGUCCAUACCUGUGUGGCCGUCACAGAGUCAUUCUGGAAGCAGAAGAAAGAUAUAAAAAGAAACUUCAGAAAUCGUCUGGUUCUAACAGACAUGCAGCUUAUGCGAAAAUACUGCUGACUCCAGUGAAGAAAGGAAAACUGCGUGUAGAGACAUCUUUGAAGAGCAAACAGGAUGAUUUCCAAAGUAUUCUUUUGACUCCUGUUAGAAAAAGCAAACCCAGUGCUUUGAAUAGACAUGGACAUUAUAAUACUCAUUUAAUUGAAGAAUAUAACUUGCUACCAACAUAUGAAAAAUGAGCAAGAAAAACAAGGAUCAUCAUUAAAGCCUUUUGAGAGCAUUUUGGAUUUGGAUGCAGAAAGUUGAAGAGCAGCGUUAUGAGCAGUGAGGUACAGCCACAACAAUCCCGACUUUAGGGAAUUUAGAUGAGUUUGGACUCAUUUUGUGCUGCUUAAUGUUCAUAACAAAUCGUUGUGCUUUGCAGAUUUCAGUUCCUUUGUAAGUCCUUUAUAAAUAAUGCCAAUAAAGCCUUUACCAGUAAC
Coturnix japonica (Japanese quail) is the source of this 2905-nucleotide messenger RNA. Lineage: Eukaryota; Metazoa; Chordata; Aves; Galliformes; Phasianidae. The record is from RefSeq and is a predicted model, not a curated record.